Messenger RNA from Quercus robur (English oak), 1380 nucleotides. Its product is annotated as probable inorganic phosphate transporter 1-9. NCBI's taxonomy places the organism in Eukaryota, Viridiplantae, Streptophyta, Magnoliopsida, Fagales, Fagaceae. The record is from RefSeq and is a predicted model, not a curated record. Gene Ontology annotation, biological process: transmembrane transport. Gene Ontology annotation, cellular component: membrane. Gene Ontology annotation, molecular function: transmembrane transporter activity. The transcript is spliced from 5 exons. The coding region runs from base 1 to 1380 and encodes 459 amino acids.
AUGGACACAAAUGGUCAAUACUGUAAAGUUGAGAAGAGGCCUGAGCCGAACAAGUAUGUGACCCCACCUGAGGUUGUGUCCAACAUGGUGGCUAUCGCUUUUCUUGGUACCGCGAUUGGUCAACUGGUGUUUGGUAGGCUCAGUGAUCUAAUCGGUAGGUGUCGUGUGUACGGGUUGGCAUUGAUUAUUAUGGUGUUGAGCUCAAUUACAUGUGGGUUCUCUAUAUGCACCAUAAGGAACUGUGUACUAGUGAGUUUAGGGUUGUUCUGCUUCAUUCUGGGCUUCGGGGUUGGUGGGGACUAUCCCUUGUCGGCUACAAUUUUGUCGGAGUAUGCUAACAAGAGGACACGUAGGGGUUUUAUAGCAGCUGUGUUUUCAAUGCAGGGCUAUGGGAUCUUGGCUGCUUCGUUGGUCACGAUGGUGGUGUGCAAAAUAUUUGAACGUGCAGCUAAUAGAGUGUCAAAAGAUCAGACGCCAAAGGAAGCAAAUAUGGCAUGGAGGUUGAUACUGAUGCUUGGUGCAAUUCCUACUGGAUUAACAUUUUAUUGGCGAAUGAAGAUGCUCGAAACUGCCAGAUAUACAGCUUUGGUGGAGCAAAAUAUCAUCCAAGCAGCCAUGGACAUGGAGAAGGUGAUGGAAGUUCCAAUGAAUGAAAUUGCGGAAGAUAAGCUACUACCACCAAAUCCACCACCUUAUCCCCUCCUCUCCAAGCAAUUUUUGCGUCACCAUCGCCGUGAUUUAUUCUCUUUCUCUUUCACAUGGUUUCUUCUUGAUAUUGUUUUUUACAGCAGCAACCUAUACCAGCCUCGCAUAUAUUAUCAGCAUCUCCCAAAGAACGAAAAUGUGAACGCCUAUCAAGAUGCUUGUGAAGUUGCAAAAUUCCAAGCAAUUAUUGCAGCAUGUUCCACAAUUCCAGGCUAUUGGUUCACAAUUUAUUUCAUUGACAGAAUCGGCAGAGUCAAAAUCCAAAUGAUGGGUUUUUUCUUCAUGGGAUUGGCUUAUUUAGCACUUAGUGCAUCUAAUAACAAUAAACCGCAUAAAGGUUUUUUAGUCCUCUAUGGCCUCACAUUUUUCUUCGCAAACUUUGGACCAAAUACAACUACUUUUAUUGUGCCAGCAGAGCUUUUUCCAGCAAGAUUUAGAACAACAUGUCAUGGCAUUUCUGGGGCUAUUGGGAAGGUAGGGGCAGUUAUUGGAUCUGUAGGAUUUUUUUGGGCUUCAAAUGGUGAAGACGAGAAGAAUAGUCUUAAAGCAAUUGGAAUGAUUGCCUUAGCACUUGCUGGAGUUUGUUUGUUAGGGAUGACGGUGACUUCUACUUUCACUCGUGAAACUAUGGGGAGAUCAUUAGAGGAGAAUGAGAAUAAUGAUCAACCUAAUUAG